AUGGCAGAUAACGAUCAAUUCAUCAUAGACACGGACAGUGACAUCGAUCAGGAUGACGAGGAUGAAAACGAAGGAUCAGAUGAUGAUACGGGAUUCUUUCCGAUUGAUGAACCCAUCGUGUACUCAUCUCAAUCAUCAACAACAACGUCACAAACGCACAGACAAACGAAAGGAACAUCUGAACAGUCAGGAAACAAACAUUCAACAAGUAUCAAUACGACAAGUAGUCAUUCACAGGAUAAUAAUUUCGAAUAUGUCGUGUUAACACAAGACGAUAUUGUAAAAUACAUGGUUGAGUGCAUCAAAGAAGUGAAUGAAGUUAUCAAACUACCGUCAACAACAGUUCGGCUUUUACUUCAUCAUUUUCGUUGGGACAAAGAAAAGUUGAUGGAACGUUUCUACGAUCCAAACCAUCAAGAUGAACUAUUUCGACAAGCACAUAUUGUUAAUCCGUUCAAACGACCACAUUUACAAACUCAAGUAUCAACAUCAUCAUUAAAUCGUUCGACACGUCGUCAAAUAUCAUCAAGUUCUCCAUCACCUUCGGUUUCAAUAACGACCAACCCAUUACGCCCUUCAACUGAACAAACAUGUCUAAUCUGUUGUUCAACCAAACCUAUCAGUAAUAUGGCGGGUCUCGAAUGUGGCCAUACGUUUUGUAUAGCUUGUUGGCAACAGUAUUUAACCUAUAAAAUCAUGCACGAAGGCAUCGGACAGACUAUUCCAUGUCCAUCGAAGUGUGACAUUUUAGUUGAUGAUAGAACGGUUUUACGUUUGAUUGAUGAUGCCGAUGUUCGUCGGAAAUAUCAGCAUCUUAUAACGAAUUCAUUUGUCGAAUGUAAUCGCAAUAUGCGUUGGUGUCCAGGAACGAACUGUACGAAUGCGAUCAAAGCAUCCUAUUGUGAUGUCGCAAUGGUAACGUGUACGUCAUGCAAAACAUCCUUCUGUUUUCAAUGUGGUCAAUCCUGGCAUGAACCAAUCAAAUGUAAAUGGCUGAAAAAAUGGCAAAAGAAAUGUCAUGAUGACAGUGAGACGAGCAAUUGGAUCGCAGCGAAUACAAAAGAAUGUCCCAAAUGUCAUGCAACUAUUGAGAAAAAUGGUGGCUGUAAUCAUCUAAUUUGUAAAAAUCAAGCGUGCAAAUAUGAGUUCUGUUGGGUAUGUUUGGGCGCAUGGGAACCACAUGGUUCAUCAUGGUACAACUGUAAUCGUUUCAACGAGGAUGAUGCGAAGAAAGCUCGCGACGAUCAAGAUCGAUCAAGGUCAGCUCUACAACGAUAUCUUCAUUAUUACAAACGUUAUCACAAUCAUCACGAAUCAUUGAGAUUAGAAAAUAAACUGUUAGAACAAGUACAAAAGCGUAUGGAAUCGAUGCAACAACAGAUGAGCUGGAUCGAAGUACAAUUUCUUCAAAUUGCUUGCGAUGUUCUCCGACAAUGCCGUCAGACAUUAAUGUAUACAUAUCCAUUUGCGUUCUAUCUCAAACGAAAUAAUCAUUCAAUUAUUUUUGAGCAAAACCAAGCUGAUUUGGAACAUGCAACGGAGGAAUUGAGUGGAUAUUUAGAACGUGACUUUUCUCAAGCAAAUGCGAAUCUAACAGAAAUGAAACAAAAAGUACAAGAUAAAUAUCGUUAUUGCAGUACUCGUCGUAAAGUUUUGCUUGAUCAUGUUGCCGAAGGAUAUGACUGUGACUAUUGGGAGUAUAAUGAAGAUCUAUAA
Adineta ricciae is the source of this 1716-nucleotide messenger RNA. The record is from the annotation of a GenBank genome assembly. Lineage: Eukaryota; Metazoa; Rotifera; Eurotatoria; Adinetida; Adinetidae.